AUGGACACUACGCAGGAGGGAGAAGCUGUCGAUAAGACACAUAAGACAUCCACCCAAGCCUCAGAGGACUCUGCACCUGAGCGUACUCCUGUCUGCGGCGUGAUUCCGGUGGUGGUGUUGUGUGGCUGGCUCAAGUGUGUAGUGCAGUGUAGUAUAGUGGGUGGUAGGGGUGGUGGUAGUGUGUGGGUGCAGUCAUCGCUGAUGCCCUUUGUUGAUCUGUUGGAGUCGCCGCAAUACAUUGCCGGUAGUCGGUUGCUGCGGAGCGUCGCAGGAUUGCUGGUGUGUGGGUUAAGGGGGCACAGUACAAGCAACCCGUCACGACUGCCUCGAGCCAUCAUCAACCGUGUGACUGUCAACCAAUCAAAUACAAGCUCAGUAGGCCCCGACCAAUCGAAUCCAAGCCCAGCAGGUCCCGACCAAUCGAAUUCAAGUCCGGUUAAACCGGCCACCGACCAGGGACCGGCACGCUCCGACCCGCCACCUCCAACGGAUAACACCGACGACUUGGCUCAGAUGCACACACACGCAAACCCACACACAAACACAUACUUUAACACACACACGCACGCACAAACACCUAAAACAGCGGAUGGGGUGGGUACAGACAAAGACCCGAUGUCUAUAGACCCCCCCCGUACAACGUCUGGGAGUGCGUGUGGGGGGUGGGAUGUGUACCUGCUUGCUGUGGAGGCAGCGCAGGAGGGGCAGUUCUCUCUGGCGCGGGAGCUGUUCAGAGGGUUGUGCAGCAAGGUGUGUGAGAAGUAG
Molecule: messenger RNA, 765 nt
Organism: Sphaeroforma arctica JP610
Lineage: Eukaryota; Ichthyosporea; Ichthyophonida
Exons: 3
Coding region: 1-765 (254 amino acids)
Source: RefSeq, a predicted model, not a curated record